AAACAAUAUGGCCAGUGUAAAGUAUUGUUAGAUACCUUAUACUCAUAACUGACUUUUCUGUUGUUAGCGUCAACAACAGCUAGAGAAAGCACAACAACUUAUGGAGUUUGCUCAGUUGAGGUAAAACGAUAUAAAAAAAAAACGAAGGAUGUAUUUAUUCUAUUUCUAGUGAAAAGGAUAGCAUAAGGCUAUUAAAGGCUUCCAACUGGGAUAUCAACUUUGCACUAAACAACCUCUAUGAAAGACAGUUCGCUCAACAAACCAACAAUACACAACCAACAAAAAAUUAUACCCAACAAAUUAAAGCUAUCUUUGAUAAAUAUAAAGACAAUGAAAAACCUGAUACGAUUAAUGUGGAUGGAACAAUGGAAUUAUGUCAGGAUCUCGAUAUUGAGCCUACACAACUUGAAUUCUUAUUGCUUUCGCAGCAAUUAGGCUCAGAAAGAAUGGGCGAAUUCCAAAGAGAAGCAUUUAUUCGAGGCUGCCUUACGCUCCAAGUAGAUUCGAUUGAUAAAUUAAAGAACGAAUUAAACAUUACAUUAAAGCAACGGUUUGAAACACAAGAGGGAUUCAGAAAGGUUUAUAACUAUGCUUUUUUGAUUGGUAGACAAACAGGUCAAAAAAGUUUAUCCUUGGAAGCUGCUAUAGAACUAUGGCGAUUGCUGUUGACUGGGAAAUAUAGUUUAUUAGAAGAUUGGAUCCAUUUUUUGCAGGAAAAGCACAGAAAAGCUAUUUCUCGCGAUACUUGGAAUCUGUUUUUGGACUUUGCUGAUCAGACAGAAAUAGACUUGGAGCAUUAUGAUUCAGAAGGUGCAUGGCCUAUUUUAAUUGAUGAGUUUGUAGAAUACAAGAAACAACAAUGAUUAUCCAAAAGUGCUUUCACCAGCAUAUCUAGUUUUAUAUGAGUUUUAUAAACACUCGUAAGGAGAUACUUGCGAAAUGUAUAAAUAACCAUCUUGAUCUUUGUAUUUUUCAUACACACUGCCCAUGGUGUCUACAUUUAUUAAUGUUUUCUAAACCUAAACGCUUUAUUUUACCUGAGGCAAUGGGCAGUACAGUGUUAUUGAUGAAAACAAAUAAUGCUUGAUCAUGACCAAUGUUUGUCUUUUGUCGAAUGACAAAUACAAAUUGUCCCAAUGUAAAGUCUUUUGGGACAAGGAAUUUUCUUUUUUCAUCAGUGGUACAUGGUUGUUAUGUGCUCUCACAAAUAACGGGGAUACGAUCUGCAAACUUUGCUUUAAUACGAGCAGCUUCUUUCGUUCUACGGUCUUUCACAAC
Molecule: messenger RNA, 1278 nt
Organism: Gilbertella persicaria
Lineage: Eukaryota; Fungi; Mucoromycota; Mucoromycetes; Mucorales; Choanephoraceae
Product: Cullin binding-domain-containing protein
Exons: 6
Coding region: 366-863 (165 amino acids)
Biological process (GO): protein neddylation; positive regulation of ubiquitin-protein transferase activity
Cellular component (GO): ubiquitin ligase complex
Molecular function (GO): cullin family protein binding; ubiquitin conjugating enzyme binding; ubiquitin-like protein binding
Source: RefSeq, a predicted model, not a curated record